Messenger RNA from Postia placenta MAD-698-R-SB12, 1813 nucleotides. RefSeq lists its product as hypothetical. Gene Ontology annotation, cellular component: anaphase-promoting complex. The transcript is spliced from 3 exons. Gene Ontology annotation, biological process: positive regulation of ubiquitin protein ligase activity; anaphase-promoting complex-dependent catabolic process; positive regulation of anaphase-promoting complex-dependent catabolic process. Gene Ontology annotation, molecular function: ubiquitin ligase activator activity; protein binding; anaphase-promoting complex binding. Lineage: Eukaryota; Fungi; Basidiomycota; Agaricomycetes; Polyporales; Adustoporiaceae. Bases 8 to 1708 code for a protein of 566 amino acids. The record is from RefSeq and is a predicted model, not a curated record.
CACCAACAUGUCCCACAAACCUAAGACCCCCUCGAGACACCGCUCGCGCUCUGAGGCGAAAACGCCGCUAACACCGUCGCUCACGGCUGGGUUGAAUUCCUUGUCACUGGCUAUUCCUACACAGGUCUCGCCUAGUAAGCCAAGAGCUGAUGCCUCGUUCAACCCAUUCUUGUCUAGUCGGCCAGGAUCUCCUACGAGGCGCGCGACGAGUCGUCCAGCGUCCCCCAUAAAGCGUGCCACCAGUGGGGCCAUUCAAGUAUCAGAAAGCCUCCAAAGGCAAGCAAGUUUGGGGGUCAUUCGCAAGGGUGGCGUUGAGAGUAGGCUGGAUGUGAUCACACGCGAUUAUGUUCCUCCUCCCAAGUCGGAGAAAAAGCGAUCAAAGUCGCAGCCAACUAGGGACACCCGCGACAGAUUCAUCACGACGCGGGACACGACAGACGAGGUGACGGCAACGCUGGACAUGAUGUCACUCAAUCCACAGUCUUCAUCUCCGGGGCAUACUUCCCGUCUUGCCGCGGCUGCCGGCGUGCCCCUCAAUCGACGUGUGCUCGCCUACCAUGAACCCCCUCCAGCGUCGUCCUCAGAUCCCCUUCUCGCGCAGGCGCGCGAGCUCGUGCGUCCACUGUACGCGCGUCCCGGUGCGCUGGCCACAUCGACAUCGACUACGACCAGCAAGGGCCGCAAGAUUGCAACACAGCCCGAGCGCGUGCUUGAUGCACCCGGCAUGGUGGACGACUAUUAUCUGAACCUUGUUGCAUGGAGCUCGCUCAACACGCUUGCUGUCGCGCUCGCAGAGAGCACCUACCUCUGGCGUGCUGACACUGGUGAAGUCACGCAAAUGGGGGAAGCGCCAGAAGGCACGUAUGUCGCGUCGGUGGAUUUCUCCAAUGAUGGUCAAUUCUUGGGCGUUGGCCUCGGCAUGGGUGCCGUCGAGCUGUGGGACAUCGAGACGCAGACGAAAUUGCGCACUAUGGGCGGACACUCCACGCAAGUGGCGUGCCUUUCAUGGCAUCAGCAUCUCCUGACAUCCGGGUGCGGUGAUGGGAGCAUCUGGCAUCACGAUGUGCGGGUGGCACGGCACAAAGUCGGCGAAUUGGUUGGGCACCAGGGCGAAGUGUGUGGGCUCAAGUGGCGGAGCGACGGCGAACUGCUUGCGAGUGGUGGUAAUGAUAACGUCGUCAAUGUGUGGGACGGCCGGGUGGGCGACGUUACACCUGGCUCGCGAUCCGCUGCUCGGUGGACGAAGCGUAAUCAUGUGGCGGCAGUUAAGGCUAUCGCGUGGUGCCCCUGGCAGCCGGCGCUGCUCGCAUCAGGAGGAGGCACGUCAGACGCAACAGUGCAUAUCUGGAACACGACGACAGGCGCGCGACUGCACUCGCUGACGACGCCGUCGCAGGUUACGUCGAUCCAGUGGUCGCCGCACAAGAAAGAAUUUUUGACAACGCACGGGUAUCCGACAAACUCACUCAUGAUCCAUGCAUACCCAUCAAUGGAGCGUGUCGUGGAAAUUCGCGAUGCUCAUGACUCUCGAGUACUGUGGAGUGCACUCGGUCCUGGCGGGGAUCUCGUUUGCACCGGGGCGGGUGACGAGAACCUCAAGUUCUGGCGUGUGUGGGAGAUGCCAAAGCCGAAGAAGGGGAAGGACGCUAAGGAGGGGAGUAGAAUGGGCACGGGCAGCACCAGCAGCGGCAUCCUGAGCAUUCGUUGAGCCUGAUGAUGAUUUUUACGACUCGGAACGACAAUUUUUCGUAAGGUUCAUGAACGCCGUCGCAUGUUUCUUGCUUCGCUUUGCAACUAUGUUUGGUUAUGAUCU